AUGGUUCUCGAGAGCUCCCAUGUUGACGCCACGUUUUUCUCACGUAUGACAAGCACUGGAAACAAGAUUUUCGUCGUUGGUGGUAAAAUUACAACAAAUGGAUUAGAUGAGUCAUUUGAUGAAAAUUUAGACGAAUAUGCGAUAAUCUCUGCAUUGAGGUCUGCAUUAAAGCCGCAAGCGAAUAACCGCAAUGCGGUUUCAAACCGCUGUUACCGCAUAAAAAAUUCUCAAAAUACCGAUAAAAAAUUCUCAAAACUCGUGGAUUUUGUCUUUGUGUUUUGCCGCGGAUGCGGACAUAAGCCUACUAAGCAAUUAAGCGUUUAA
Helobdella robusta is the source of this 324-nucleotide messenger RNA. RefSeq lists its product as hypothetical. Lineage: Eukaryota; Metazoa; Annelida; Clitellata; Rhynchobdellida; Glossiphoniidae. The transcript has 2 exons. The record is from RefSeq and is a predicted model, not a curated record. Bases 1 to 324 code for a protein of 107 amino acids.